Molecule: messenger RNA, 2576 nt
Organism: Mycetomoellerius zeteki
Lineage: Eukaryota; Metazoa; Arthropoda; Insecta; Hymenoptera; Formicidae
Gene: ergic53
Product: lectin, mannose binding protein ergic53
Exons: 10
Coding region: 1-1485 (494 amino acids)
Biological process (GO): endoplasmic reticulum to Golgi vesicle-mediated transport
Cellular component (GO): COPII-coated ER to Golgi transport vesicle; Golgi membrane; endoplasmic reticulum-Golgi intermediate compartment
Molecular function (GO): D-mannose binding
Source: RefSeq, a predicted model, not a curated record
AUGAAGAUGGCCGCCGAGGUAAGGUGGCUUUUCGUUUUCCUCGUGUCUUGCGGCGUGUCGUUGGGCCGCGGCGAGGCGCCGCAUCGGAAAUUUGAGUACAAAUACUCCUUCAAGCCACCGUAUCUCGCGCAGAAGGACGGCAGCGUACCGUUCUGGGAAUACGGCGGAAAUGCCAUUGCUAGUGCAGAAAAUGUCAGAGUAGCACCGUCACUUAGAAGCCAAAAAGGUGCAAUAUGGGUGAAACAACCUACAAUUUUUGAUUGGUGGGAAGUAGAAUUAGUAUUCCGAAUAAGCGGACGUGGAAGGAUAGGAGCGGAUGGUUUGGCAUUCUGGUACACAAGCGAUAAAGGAUUCUACAAUGGCUCCGUUUUCGGCAGUUCAGAUCUUUGGACGGGUUUGGGAAUUUUCUUUGACUCGUUCGAUAAUGACAAUAAGCAUAAUAAUCCGUAUAUCAUGGCGAUUGUCAAUGAUGGCACAAAGGCUUUUGAUCACAUAAAUGACGGCUCUACGCAACAAUUAUCAGGCUGUUUGCGAGAUUUCCGCAAUAAACCAUUUGCCACACGAGCGCGGAUAGAGUAUUAUAUGAAUUCGUUAACUCUGUUAUUCCAUAACGGUAUGACGAAUAAUGAACAAGAUUAUGAUAUAUGUUUCCGAGCUGACAACAUUGUGUUACCGAAAAAUGGAUAUUUUGGAAUUUCUGCCGCUACUGGUGGCCUGGCUGAUGACCAUGACAUCUUAUAUUUUCUUACUACCUCUCUGCAUCCUCCCGGACAGCUUCCAGUAGACGGGAGUAAAGUUUCUAUAGAGGAACAAGUCAAACUCCAACAGGAAUACUUAGACUACCAAAAAAAAUUAGAUGAACAAAAAGAGGAAUACCAAAAGGAACAUCCAGAAAGUCAAAAGGUGGAAUAUGAUGAAUAUUUUGAAACGGAGAAUCAAAGAGAAUUACGGCAGAUAUUCCAUGGACAAAGCCAGAUGUUUGAAGUUUUACGCGAUCUUCACAGGAAAUUAGAUGAGAUUGUUGGAAGACAAGAGAGAGUUUUGGGUUUAGUAUCUCAAAUUGGACAAGGAGGUGUGCAAGUUCCGGGCCAACCAGGACAGCAACCUGUGCUGAUCGACACCAUACGUCGACAGGAAGUCGAGGCUGUGUUGAAUAAUCAAAAUGUAAUAUUGAAUACAGCUAGGGAAAUUAAAUCUUUUAUGGGAGAAGUUCAUUCUAAGACUGAAUCUAUUCUUAAUAAUCAAGCACAUGCUCCGACAGCGCAGGUGCAGCCAAUGGGAUACGAUUAUCAGUCAUUCAUGACAGAGAUGCGAGACGGGCUUAACACGUUAAAAAAGGAUGUUAAAACUCCGGGAAAUACAGAUUGCCCUAAUUGUUUAACGACUACCGUGUUCUUACUGUUCAUUGCGGUACAGAUGAUAAUAUUAUUGGUGUACAGUCUUUAUCGGGACAAUAAGGAAGCACAGAUGAAAAAACUCUAUUAAUGUAUACACAUCGUCCACAUCGACAAAUUUAAAAUGCAUUCUUGUUUGCAUUAUGAUUCGAUAUUUUUAUUACUCGUUAUUCGUAUCCGCGAAGUAUGCGUGUUUCGACAUUUGUAAAAUAAAUUGCUCAUCUGCUAAAUUGAUGUGAAAUUGUACAGCAUCUGUCGGAUAUUGUCUCACGAGGUCACAAGGACAUCUCGCGGUGAUGUGACUCGCCAUUUUAAGUAUCUCCAGUUAAAUAUCCAUCAAAAAAAUCAAUCUCCAUCACAGUGCAAUGUGUUUAACGCUGUGCAAUCUAUAUUACAGUUGUCAUAUAUUGACAAAAUGCGCGCAUGGGGUUUGGAAGAAAUGAUUUAAGUUGAAGGAUACUUACGGAUGAGUUAACCUGGGAGUUAUUAAAGAUGUCUCACGAUCUUUUUUUGUAUCGUUAUAUAUAAAUAUAUAUAAUAUAUAUAGUUUUUUACUUGUCAAUCAUCGCAAAACAUAUUUAUCGUUACGCACACAUCGUUUUUGUGGAUUCUUCAUUUAUAAUCGCUGUAUUAUUGAAAUCUCGUUGAAAUCUCAUUGCAGCUUUCUGUAUAAAUCUUUAUACGAUAUUUUGUAUCACGCAUUUAGUACAUGAAUAUACGGAUUACUCUUUAUUCUUAAGAACUGUCACUUCUUCGUCACACUUGAGGUCGUCGGAAUUCCACUAUGAAUUGCGCCAUUUGAAGCAAGGAGAGAUUUAUCACAUGGCGUAUAUCUUUCAACACAUUAUGUAAUAAUAACGGUUUUGAAUGUCGCCACUCAGCUAUUCCAUCGGAGAUUACUGUUGUGGAAAGAAUAAGCGUUUGUGUGUUCUACAAUCUACUCUGUCGUGUAAACAUGAUUGUGUAUAGUGAGACUACGUUUUUGAACGCCACACGAUAAAAGACCUCUGAGUAAUGUAUGUACGUGUGUAAGGUGCAUGAGUAGAGUUACGAUAGCGUACGGGAGCGAAAUGGAGAGAUCUCUAAGUUCGUUAUUCCCCUGCGUCAUUGCAUUUGUAAAAGUUUAUUGAAUAUUGUAGUUGUACGAGGGAAAUAUAUCUGAUAUAAAGAAUAUAAGAAGGA